Molecule: messenger RNA, 1287 nt
Organism: Boeremia exigua
Lineage: Eukaryota; Fungi; Ascomycota; Dothideomycetes; Pleosporales; Didymellaceae
Exons: 4
Coding region: 1-1287 (428 amino acids)
Source: RefSeq, a predicted model, not a curated record
AUGGCGAAGUGCAGGCUGAACAGGGUAACGUCUGUGACGCUCGCAGGAAGAUCAUCUGAGUUGGAUAAGUGCCAUACACUCACCUUGGACGACCUCCCUACUGAAUUGAUCUGGCAUAUAGCCUCUUAUCUCAAAACGCCAACACUGAUACGGAACUUCGACGAGCUAACGGUUCGAAAGCGAAGGUAUGAUCUUUGCGCCUUGCGCCUUGCGUGUCGAAGCAUGCACGAUAAGGUUCAAAAGGUCUUCGUGCCAACAGCAUUUGAUUCCCUCGAAGUCGAUCUGACCCGGUCUGAUCUGGAUGCACUGAUCGAAAUUGCGAAGGACAAGGCAUGGCCAGAGCCUGAUGAUUGGAGCGAAGCAUAUGAGCAGGAGGCACUAUCACGAGACUACACCGAAAAAGGGAGCGGUGCCAUCCUUUUAAGCAGAGCGCUAAACGGGUUUCCGAAUCUCGAAGCGGUGAGAGUACAGCCUGUCAUGUGGUUUCCUGGCAAUCCUCGAUUCAUAUUAUCCCGUUGGCCGCAUGGUGAAGGCUCGACCACGAGUCUCGUAGCGACCAUUCUCGCAGCACUCAGUCUCUCGAAUACCCGCAUUAAGACUCUAGCCUUCUCACGGCAACCUCCAUUUACAGAUCAUCUUAACGGCCCGACAGGUUGCUACAUCAGCCAGCUCAGUAUUCCUCCAAGCGCCAUGGCAGCUUUUCACCAUUUGCGAACACUGGACCUCGUGAUUGCUCUGCGGCCGUCGAAACGAUUCGAUUUUGCCAUGGCCUCGGCGCUCACUUCUUUCGUUUCCGGUCUCAAGCAGCUCGCAUCGUUGUCUAUCCGAUUCGACAGCCACAUUUUGUCAGAAAUCGUCAUGCGCGACUUCCUGUCCGAUUGUCAGGUCUUGGCAGUAACGUGGUUCCGACUGGAGGUAGCUUGGAUCUGGGAUACCUCAUCAGGGUGCCCCCUCAUCGAGUUUAUGCAACGAAACAGGCAGAUCCAGCAUUUUUACCUUGCGUUUGUUGAUCUCGACGAAGGUCGCUGGCCUGCACUUAUCGAGACACUAUCGACAUGCGAAAAUCUCCAAAGCGUUGGAUUGCGAUACGUCAGUGAAGCAAACCAUGCUGUGACUAUCAAUGGCAAGGAUAAACUCCACAUUGAGCACACGGAAGACAUGGCUUCCAGCUUAAAGGAGGCCAAACGUGGAAUCAGUGUCGGCAACAGUGACCACGACGAGUUCCCAGCUGCUCGCUAUGACAGAUAUCCAGACGACUCAGAGUACGACUCAUCUGAGGAGGCCUGA